Molecule: messenger RNA, 2281 nt
Organism: Armigeres subalbatus
Lineage: Eukaryota; Metazoa; Arthropoda; Insecta; Diptera; Culicidae
Exons: 2
Coding region: 920-2281 (453 amino acids)
Source: RefSeq, a predicted model, not a curated record
UUGCCUCAAGGCAUUUCAUUUUGGCAGAUAAAUAAGCUCUAUUAGAUUUUGUGUCUUACAAACAUGAACAGACGAGCGACCAAAGAUUUGAUUGGACCAGCAUUACUCGAAAAGCGUUCAAAAUAUAUAGAAAAUGAGAUGGAGAUCCGAAGCCUAUUUAUCUAUUUGAAACGUUGUCCAAAAAAACUAAACGAAUAAUUUUGAGCGCCAUAUUUUCCUACACUUGCGCUUUGGACCACCUUCCCCUGCCAUUGUUUUCUCUCGUUAGUUGCUGGCCCAACCGAUGGAGAGACGCUUUCAAUGGCGUGCACGCGAUUAAUUUCUAGCUGAUUGCAACCCGCGCCAAGUGCAGUCCGGUGAUGGAUAGCGAUGAGUCUAUUACUAUAUGAUGUUCCCGGAUCGGAGCAAAGAGGGUGGUUAAAUAAAAACAUGAUCUCAAUUUGGUUGCCCCCCAAGGAGCUAGAAAACUUGAUUUGAAGUUUCCUUUCAUGAUGUUGAAAAUAAUAAAUUUGAAUUGAUGAUUCAUUUAAGUUUUUCAUGGGAACUUUUCGAUUGCCAAUACAUUAGUGAUCGUAUCCGAAAGUACUGAAUACACGACCACCCUAGUUCCGCCAACUCAGAAUGCAUCUGCCUCUAUUUUUCGCCGUGUAUUAUAUAAAUUAUACCUGACCGAUGUUGAAUAUUCGAAUCACUAUCGCGCGUUUGGUCGGCCGGUUCAAAGAGGGAAGGCAUCAAUUCAGAGUGUUGAUGCAGUGAUUAGCGAAUUUUCCGCAAGCCCCACCGCACACACGGGCACAGAUCAUUGUCUCCGCAGUGACCGGGAGUCGCUUGGGGCGGCUUCCUCCCUCAGUUCAGUACGGAACUAGAAUCUAGCGCGAGUGCAUCGAUCGAUCGACGGCAACGGAACAAUUGCGAGGAAAUGAGAACUGUGUCAGUGGGGAGGCUGCUCUUGUUGUUCAUAGCCUUGAGUUCCAGAACUGCCCUGGCGGACAACUAUUUGGCCAAAGAUGAAGAAGUGGUCAACGCAACAUCGUCAAUCAUGGACAACAUCGCAUCGGCACAAGCAUCCUUAGAAUCGUUUAAAUCCGAUAUGCCAACGACUGAUUAUCUGAAACUGGGUGCUCAAGGUCUGAUGGAGUAUGUUUCGAACUUGACCAGCAAAUUUACUCCUGUUUUUGAAAUGUUCGAAGACAAUGAUCUUCAAUUGGUUCAGCAGAACCUCAUCGAAGCUAUCCGUUAUCUGAAUGGCUACGAAGUCGUCAACAGCAUAACUCUGCUUCAACACGUCGACUACAACCUCUACAAUCACAACCAGUUCCGGUCAAUCAACAGUGAUAUGAGAAUUGCUUCAAUCAGCCUAUCGGAGGCAAUGUUCGAUCAACGCGACGUAACUCCUGCCAUGGAUGAUCUUCUCGCCACAUCCGAUAAGCUGGUUGAAAACGUGAUUCGCGUGUCGGAUGCUAUCCAGAAAGGCGAAGCUUGGACCCUGGAGACAACCAGUCGGGCUAUGGCCGCGCAGCAUAGCUUUAACGAAUCGAUCGAUAACUAUCUGAACGUAUCGGCGACUUUGAUCGAGGACACCACCGAAUCGUUGAACAACUUACGUACCUACGAGGAAGAAUUGUACCAAAAGAUGAAGGAGAAAAUUCCGAUGUUUCCCAAAUCUACCAUCAACUAUUUUAUCGCGCUGAAGAAAUCACUGGAGAACAUGAUUCAGAAAGUGAUUCUCAAUUUCGAUAAUCUCCGACUCUACAAGCAUCGGGAGAUCGAACAAUGGAAAACGCGAUCGUUCAUUUCCGCCCCGAUGAGUUACAUGACUCAAGUUACAACCCAGGUCGCUGCCGAUCCGAUGCUCGCGAAUGAUUGCACCGACAGCUACAUUGAGAAAUUGCUGGCUUUCCCGAACUUCACGAUGACUCAUGUGAACGCGUGUCUGUUGGAUCAAGCGGCGAACGAGGAGAAAACUUUCGAAGCCGUCAACAGUGUCAUCGAAAACUUUGCCGUUAGUGCGAUCAAUGCGUCCUACGCCGCUUUCGAUAUCUGCUUCCGAUAUGCUCCGAAAAAAGUGACGUACUGCUUAGAUUUGAACGGGUUCGAGAACACCUGGGCGAACGGGCGAAUCUUCAUGGCAUCGAAACAGAUCGAAUCGCUCAUCGAUAGCGAGAUUCAAAGCAACUUUAACACCUGCAUUGCCCAGAUCGGAUACUUCCUGAAUUAUCACAAUCUACAGGAGAUGUGCUUCUACAACAAGAAAAGAAACCGACCACGUGGUCGUUGGUGA